AUGAUCUCUAAAAGUGUUCAAACUCAGAAUGAUGAUCAACAAUAUAUUUAUGACGAAUUUGAGGCGGAGAACUUCGAGGUGGCUUCCGGUAUUAACUAUGAGUAUAUUUAUAUUAAAGCAAAUAAUAAUAAUAAUAAUAAUACAAAAGCGACCUUCUUAUUUCUUCAUGGUUUUCCAGAAUCGUUUCAUUCUUGGAAAUAUCAAGUUGAAUAUUUUGCACACCAAAACUUUGAUUGCCUGAUGCCAAAUUUAAUGGGCUACGGAAAGACCUAUUCACCGUUGGACAUGAAUGAGUACAAACUCAAAUCCAUGGUUAACCAUCUCGGUUCUCUACUUGAUUACUUAAAUCUAAACAAGGUCAUCGUUGUUGGGCACGAUUGGGGAACUCAAUUAGCAAAUAGAUUCGUGUUAUACUAUCCUCAACGAACAUUGGGUCUUGUGAUGAUCAAUGGUGGCUAUGGUGCACCAGCACUCUUUGAUCUUGAUUUAGCUAUCGAAUAUUCGAAGCAAGUGUAUGGUUAUGAAACACUUGGAUAUUGGAAAUUUUUUAUUGCUGAUGAUGCUGCUGAAAUUAUGGAGAACAAUGUGGAAAGUUUCACUGAUCUUGGUUUCGCAAAGGAUCCUCUACUUUGGAAAACAGAUUUGGCUCCGAUCGGAAAACUUCGCAAUUGGUUACUCAACGGAAACACUACAACAAGAGCUUCAUACAUGACAGACGAUGAUUAUAAAAAUUUUCGUCAGUAUAUUGUCGAAGGUAUGAAACAAAAAUUAAAUUGGUACAAAUCCCAAGUUGCCAAUAUUAAUUGGAAUGAUGAGAUGUCUCUCGAUCCAAUUAUUCAACGGCCUGUACUUUCUAUUGGCGGAACAAAGGACUACGUAGUGAUUGCUAGUACUGCUGCAGAACAAAAGCGUUAUAUUGCCGAUUUAGAUAUAAUCACGUUGGAAGCUGCUCAUUGGACCAUGAUCGAAAAAUCUGAUGAAGUCAAUCGGGCAAUGCAUAUUUGGACUAAGAGAAUUCUAUCAAUGUGA
Molecule: messenger RNA, 1029 nt
Organism: Rotaria socialis
Lineage: Eukaryota; Metazoa; Rotifera; Eurotatoria; Philodinida; Philodinidae
Source: the annotation of a GenBank genome assembly